Pseudomassariella vexata is the source of this 411-nucleotide messenger RNA. RefSeq lists its product as uncharacterized. The coding region runs from base 1 to 411 and encodes 136 amino acids. The transcript has 2 exons. Lineage: Eukaryota; Fungi; Ascomycota; Sordariomycetes; Amphisphaeriales; Pseudomassariaceae. The record is from RefSeq and is a predicted model, not a curated record.
AUGCCCGACGAAUCGAUCCUUUCGAUAACUCAUCACCCGCACGUCCUACACACCACACCACAUCAUACCACGUAUAAGUACUUUGCCUUAUUUCGGUACUCCUACUGCUUUCCUCCUCCGCAUCCAAUCCCAACGACCAAACACGAAUCCACCAGUCCUCACACACUUCUAUCGCCCAUCAUCAUGUCGACUGGGAAUUUCUCCAGAGACUUCAUCGUUGCCAUUGCCGCGGCAGCGUCGGCAACCAUCGCCUUCACCAUCCUGAUCUGCGUCUGUGCCCAAUGCGGACCGAAUCUGCUGGGCCGUGUGUCAGUGGGUGAGAACUGGUUCCAACCGGGCAAAAAGGACGAAAAGAGAGAUCUGCCAUUCGUGCAGAGUAGCAAAACUCUGACGCCUGGGGAAUACGUCUAA